Molecule: messenger RNA, 7814 nt
Organism: Nyctereutes procyonoides (raccoon dog)
Lineage: Eukaryota; Metazoa; Chordata; Mammalia; Carnivora; Canidae
Gene: NHSL1
Product: NHS like 1
Exons: 8
Coding region: 616-5472 (1618 amino acids)
Biological process (GO): cell differentiation
Source: RefSeq, a predicted model, not a curated record
GAUCCUGAGCGCUUCCCAGCCGGGAAAGAGGGCAAGUGGGCGCUUGAUGAUUCUGUGCUGUGCUACGACAAGGGAGCCGAGCUCUUUUGAUUUUCCCCAAGUCACCUGUGUGGGUGAAGUUCAAACCGGCCCCCGGGUGUCACCGGACUUCUUUCUCCAGCCUGAGGAGUUGCUUCUGUUUGUCUGCAGCAGGCGGCUGUCCCUGCUGCUCUCUGCCCCAGCGAGUGGGGAAGGAUGCCUGGGACAGGAGCAGGAUUACAGUAUGGGAUGCCGGGCACACACCAAAGAGUCCGAGUGCUUUGGUUCUGUUCUUCUCCAAGUCCUGACAAGUGUUCCUGAAAUGAACACCCUGCUUCAUUUUUAAAAUUAUGCCAAACCAAGUGCCACAAUGUGGCUAGGAUAAAUUUUUUUUUGUUUGUUUAUUUCCUACCCCUCUCUCCUUUUCUUUGUAAUUGGGUGACAUAGAAGCAGUCUCUCUGCAUCAUGCUGUGCCUGACUCUCAACAUUGAAUAAGUGGGAAGGAGCAGGUUUGUUUAAAAGGACACGGAAGGAUUGUAAAACCGAGCUUCUUGUUUGCUGGGCUGUCCUUCGUAGUCGAUUUUGAUGUGAAAGAAGAUGAAAAAGGAAGGCUCGUUCAGACUCAAGUCAAAUUCAGGGUCUCUCUCACGUGCUGUGAGUUGGAUAAAUUUCUCCUCCUUGUCCAGGCAGACAAAGAGGCUGUUUCGCAGUGAUGGAGAGCUCUCGGUCUGUGGGCAGCAGGUGGAAGCAGAUGAUGAAAACUGGAAUUACAGAACCCAGCCCAGAAAAGCGGUUUCCAACCUAGAUGAGGAGAGUAGAUGGACAGUCCACUACACUGCUCCAUGGCACCAGCAGGAGAAUGUGUUCCUUCCCACCACAAGACCACCCUGUGUAGAGGACCUGCACCGCCAAGCCAAGCUCAACCUCAAAUCAGUAUUGAGGGAAUGCGAUAAACUAAGACGAGAUGGCUACCGAAGUUCUCAGUACUACUCCCAGGGGCCCACCUUUGCAGCCAAUGCCAGCCCACUCUGUGAUGAUUAUCAAGAUGAGGAUGAAGAAACAGAUCAAAAGUGUUCUGUUUCUUCAUCAGAAGAAGAAAGACUUAUUUCCAUCAGGAGACCUAAAACGCCAACCUCAAGUGACUUCUCCGACCUUAAUACUCAAACGAACUGGACCAAGUCACUUCCUUUGCCAACACCAGAAGAGAAGAUGCGACAGCAAGCCCAGACAGUCCAGGCUGAUGUGGUUGCCAUUAACAUAACUGGGGAGAAUUUCGAUCGCCAGGCCAGUCUUCGGCGGUCUCUAAUUUACACAGACACUCUGGUAAGACGACCGAAGAAAGUCAAAAGGAGAAAGACUAUUACAGGAGUCCCUGACAACAUACAGAAGGAGCUAGCAUCAGUCACUGGCCAAGAUGAUGGUGGUGGUCACUCGUUGUACACCCCAGACCACUGCUCCACACUGGGAAGGCUUGAUAGCUAUUGCUCUGCUGGGCAGCGCUCAGAAACCAGGGACUCCAGCUGUCAGACUGAGGAAGUGAAAGUUGUACCCCCUUCAAUGAGAAGAAUCAGGGCACAGAAGGGGCAAGGCAUUGCUGCCCAGAUGAGCCACUUCUCAGGCUCCUCCGGGAACAUGUCUGUGUUGAGUGAUUCUGCAGGUAUUGUGUUCCCUUCUCGCCUCAACAAUGAUGCUGGCUUCCACAGUCUCCCACGUUCUGGAGCGAGGGUGAGUGUUCAGUCCCUCGAGUCACGAUUGGGUGCCCUGAGCCCUGCAGAAGACCUGGAUGGCACUUAUCCCUACCAGAGUGGUCACCCACAAGUAGAUGAAAAUUCAGGACAUUUGGGAGGUGCCUCAAGGACUGGAAUGCUUUUGAGACCCAAGUCCCAGGAGCUGAGGCAUUUUGAGAAUGUGAUCAGCCCAGCGUGUGUGGUCUCUCCUCAUGCCACCUACUCCACCAGCAUCAUCCCAAAUGCCACACUCUCUUCCUCUUCAGAGAUUAUUAUUAUUCACACUGCUCAGAGUUCAGGACAGCUGGACAGUAAAAUCACCAGCUCCUCUUCAUACUCAAAGAUAAAAUCUAGAGACCACCUCCUCUCCAGGCAUACUAGUAAAGAUGAUCAUCAGUCUCCCAGUGGCAACUGGACAGAGGGUCACCCCAGCAUUCUUUCACAGGCCUUAGAUCCCCAUACCUCCAGUGCAACCAUGCUAUUGUCCCUCUGUGAUUCAGUGGUUUCUCUAAAUACUUCAGCAAAUCGGGAGAAUGGGUCCCAAGCCAUGAGCUAUAACUGUAAAAACAACCUGAGUUCUCCAGUCCACGCCCAGGAUGUGGAUGGCAAGAGUGAGUCCAGUUAUUCAGGAGGCACGGGGCCCAGCAGCUCGGAGCCCUGGGAAUAUAGUGCCUCCGGUAACGGGCAAGCAUGCCCACUGAAGGCUCAUUUGACAACGCCUGGUUACUCCACUCCCGGAAGUAAUGUGAGCAGCUGCAGCUUGGACCAAACAUCCCCCAAAGAUGAUGCCAGAUCCCUGUAUUCAGAGGAGCAUGAUGGCUACUACACAUCUGUGCACCCCGAUCCGGGACAGGGAUCUGGAAACCAGUACAAUAGUGAUGGCUUUGGGAACCCCAGGCACAGUGUGGUCAAUGUUUUUGAUGGAAGAGCUCCGAAAAACCAAGGGGACCGGUCACAUUACCAUGACAAGUCCCUUUCUCGAAACAUCUCUUUGAAGAAAGCAAAGAAGCCGCCUCUGCCACCCUCUCGGACUGACUCCCUGCGCAGGAUUCCCAAGAAGGGCGUCCAGUCCAAUGGGCAGGCGCUGAACGAGAGCCUGAUCGCCUCGCUGCAGCACUCGCUGCAGCUGAACCUCCCGGGCAAGGGCGGCAGCUCGCCCUCCCAGAGCCCCUGCAGCGACUUUGAAGAGCCCUGGCUGCCUCGCUCCCGCAGCCAGAGCACCGUGAGUGCCAGCAGCAGCAUGACCUCGGCCACCACCCCCAACGUCUACUCCCUGUGCGGGGCCACGCCGUCGCAGAGUGACACGAGCAGCGUCAAGUCUGAGUACACAGACCCUUGGGGUUACUACAUUGACUACACAGGCAUGCAGGAAGACCCCGGGCCCCCUGGAGGGGGCUGCUCAGCCAGCAGCGGGGUGCCGGCUGGAAAUGGGCCAGUCCACCACGUCCAGGAGGGACCCAGGACCCAAGUGCCUGGUGGCUCAGUCAAACCAAAGAUCACGUCGCCAGAGAAGUCCCACAGGGUCACUUCUCCAUCCAGCGGGUAUUCCAGCCAGUCGAAUACACCCACAGCACUCACCCCUGUGCCUGUGUUUUUAAAAUCAGUGUCACCAGCAAACGGGAAGGGGAAGACCAAGCCCAAGGUGCCAGAAAGGAAGUCCUCUCUGAUAUGUUCAGUAUCCGUCUCCUCAUCGUCCACGUCUCUGUCUUCCAAUACUUCCACGGAAGGAAGCGGGACAAUGAAGAAGCUGGACUCGGUGCUGGCCUCCCCCACUGCGGGUGCUUCUCUCCUUUCUCUCCCCUCACCGUGUCCUGCUGACAAGUCUCCUUUUCUUCCUCCUCCCCCACCUUUAGUAGAUUCCCCUGACGGCUCUCUGCCUCAGUCUCCCCUCUUCCCCCCUCCACCACCGGAAGUUCUCACUCCCUUCUCUCCCCCUGCCAGCGGGUGCCUCCCUCCUUCCCCCAGGGCACUCAGCCCCCUUACUCUGGGUGCAUCUGCUUCCCUGCCACUGCCCCCCGCUGCCCCACCCCUGGACCCUACAUUGAUGAAAGACGCCAGGCCUUCUUUCAAAAAGCCUGGCCAGCCCGAAUGCUCCCGGGAGGGCUUCCGGCAGCCUUGCAACAAGGAGGAAGGCGGGAGGCCCCCCAUGCCCCUGAUAACCACUGAAACGUUGCAGAUGGUACAGUUGAGGCCCGUGAAAAAGAACUCAGGAACCGAGCAAGCACUGUUCUAUGAACAAGUAUCUCAGGAAAAACUAACUCCGGUCGUUCCCCAGUAUCAUUUAAAGCCAUCUGCUUUCUUGAAAUCCCGAAAUAGCAUAAAUGAAAUGGAGAGUGAAAGCCAGCCUGCCUCUGUGACAAGCUCGCCGCCGCCUCCUGCCAAGAGCUCGAGUCAGGGUCACCGGGACGGUGCAGCCGAGCAUGGUCCCCCGAGCCGCGGCCCGGGCAGUGCCAGGGAGGCAGAGGCUGGGCCCGGGCCCCGGCCCGCCCCGCUCCAGGAGCCCCCCGGCCCUUCACCCAGCAGGAAGCCACCUCCCAUUUCCAAGAAGCCCAAACUGUUUCUCGUGGUGCCACCUCCGCAGAGAGAUCUCACAGCGGAGCCCGCGGAGCCCGUGAGCGGAGCAUCCCCCGGCCCCACGCGGGGCGAGGCAGCAGAGAGUGGUAGAGCCAGCGCUGGUCCUGAUGAGCCGGGCUCUGGCAGCGCCGUCCUCGGGGGAGGAGCCGCAGGAUCCCCGGCCCCGGCCCCGGCCCCGGCCCCAGGUGGAGUGAAAGCCGACGUCCCCAUGGUGCAGCCCGACGCGCCGCCAGCCCCCAAGCAGGAGGAGCCAGGUGCCGGGGCCAGCGCCGACGGCGGAGGCGACGUGGAGAGCUGCCUGCCUCUCCAGGACGGAGGGCCUGGGCUGCCAGAGCCUGACGCAGCCGGCUCUUCCUCGGAGGCCUGUGACUUCCGCAGGGAAGAAGGGAGUGAUGAGGUGAUGACCCCCAGUAGACCCCGGACCACAGAAGACCUUUUUGCAGCUAUUCACAGAUCCAAGAGGAAAGUCCUGGGCCGGAAGGAUUCAGAUGACGAUCACUCCCGAAAUCAUUCUCCCUCCCCUCCGGUGACGCCCACCGGUGCGGCCCCCAGCCUGGCUUCCCCCAAGCAAGUGGGGUCAAUUCAGAGAAGUGUCCGGAAGAGCAGCACCAGCAGUGAUAACUUCAAAGCUCUGCUGCUAAAAAAGGGGAGCCGCUCGGACACCAGCGCCCGCAUGUCCGCAGCUGAGAUGCUAAAGAACACAGACCCUAGAUUCCAGAGGUCAAGGUCAGAGCCUUCGCCAGAUACUCCCGAGAGCCCGUCAAGCUGCUCCCCCAGCAAGAACAGAAGGGCCCAGGAGGAGUGGGCCAAGAACGAAGGCCUGAUGCCUCGGAGUCUGUCCUUCUCUGGCCCCCGGUACGGGCGCAGUCGAACUCCACCUUCUGCAGCCAGCAGCAGGUACAGCAUGCGGAACCGAAUCCAGAGCAGUCCCAUGACUGUCAUCUCAGAAGGCGAAGGGGAGGCCACGGAGCCUGUAGAUAGCCGGGCUCACGGGGCCCUGGACACCGCCAGGGGGUGUUCCGUGAACGGACUAGGCGGGGAGCCCGCCACCCCCCUGCAGGCACAGGGUCCUGGCCCUGCUGAUGGGAUAGUCAGCGCAGAGGGCACACAUGGAGCAGAACAACGUGGAGGUCCUCAGAGGGAAGAGAGCUAGGGCCAAGCGUGUGACUCCCAGGUUACAUGAGGGAGGCACACACAACAUCGCUCUAGGAAAAGCCUGACAGGUGCCCUUCCCUGCCUUGCCCCUGGAUCCCACUCAGCGUCUGUGCUGUGGGCCCAGGCACCGCCAGCCCUGCAGCGGAAGGGGAGCAUCAUUUAGGACCCACCUGACACCUGUGGCUUAAAAGCAAGUAGAAGCUUAACUUCUGAAAGUGCUUCCUGGGGAAGAUUUUUUGUCCCCCCCCCCUUAAAUGCUGGGUGUGUGUGUGUGUGUGUGUGUGUGUGUGUGUGCAUUUUGAACACUUUUUAUGUUUAAAAAAAUACACACACAUACAAACAGCAUGUACAGAAAUAGGAGAAGGAAACACAGUUAAGCUGGGUAGAGUAAUGGAGUCUUAUGGACUAGGUGGUAAUUGCUUUAAAAGUGUUACAGUUUUGGAAAUUAGUUCCCAAAGAAGGGAGAGCAAGAACCAUCUCUUCUAAGAAAGAGGUGGUCGAUUUGCUGGUGUUGCUGCAGAGGACACGUAGGUGUGGGCACCGGUGUGCUUUCCAGCUGAGCCAAGUUGUGAUUAACCCAAAAUGAUGGGAAAGGGCUAAAUGACUAAUUGGUUCAGGUACUUUUUUCUGGGGAAAAAAGGCUUUGUUUCUUUUUUGUGAAAAUGACAAACAUGUGGAAGUGGCAACGCCGUAACUCGGAGCCUGCUGCUAUGCAGCCACAGGCACACAACUUUUAGCUUGACUUUUAGCCACAUGGGUAAUUUUUUAAAUGAAUUUCCUCCUUGAGUAGCAGCUAAAGCCUUUAAGAAUAGCAACAAUGGGGUGCACAUACCGAGAGGGUAGGAGAGGACGAGGAGCACAUAAUAAAAUACACUGCUGGAAGCUGUUUCCUGCUUAUUCAAUAAAAUUAUUUUUCAGAAUUAAAUUUGAAAACUUGCACUACAGAACUGUGGGUGGAGAUUUUCCUUUUACAACUGUUUUUACCAGAGUUUAAACUUCCAUUUGACAAUUUCUUAUCACUUGAAAUGUCAACAUUUGCUAACUUUUGGAUAUCCUUUUGGUUACACCAAAGAAAAAGGUAUGGCUAUUUUUCCUUGAACUGCCUACAGUAUCAUGUCCUCAUUUAGAAAGGUUUAUCAGAAUCUAUUAUAUAUUAUCUUACUUGGAAGAAAAUACUGAAUAGCUCUUGUUAGUCAAAUAACACUAAUACAAAUUGGCAGGGCUUGGCUAUUAGCCCUGGGAAAUGAGUUUUUAGAUUAAAAAGAUUUUUUGCAUUAAUUGGUUUGUGAGUUUUUAUAUUUUUUAUAAGGAAUUGAGUUGGCUAAUUACCUUCUAAUCUUCUCCAGUUAGAAUUUUAAUACUUUUAGGCUUGGGAGAAAAGUGUGUAAAGUAUUUAUUUUUUAUGUCCUAUUCUUGUGACCUCUUCCCCCCCACUCCCCUCAACUGCCGUGUACUUAGGCUCCUGUUAAAUUUGUUGGUUAAAUAGAGUAAGUCUUGUCCUCUUCAUUAGAAGGACCUGAGAGGAUAAUACUGAGAUUCUUGGCCUAGUACAAUGCAGCUGCCAAUGGUCAUCUUUUUUUGGUAUAAAAAUAUCAUCUAAAAGUUGCACUGCACAGUCCAAAUUAUCAAAAAGUUUAUUAUUCAUUACAAUUUUAGAUGCCCAUUUUAGACAUGUCUUUGAGACAAAAACAAAUUUAAAGAAUUAAGGCUUCUUCCGUUCUCUGAAGAAAACAAAACACUUAUUUUCACACAACCAGAAAUGAAGAUCUGAUAUUUGGUCAAAGGCUAAAGGACUUUUUACCAUUCGGAGCAAUUAUCUACCACAUUGGGCACAAGGAUCUUUUCUUCUAAAUUUUAGGAAAGUGGUGUUGGCUUUUGAAUAUGAAAUCUCAUAGCUCCCUAAACAAGAUUAGAAUGUACGUGAAUAUCAGAAAACUUUAACUUAAUAUAUACAUCAUUUAUGUUGAAGGUAAAGUAAACAACAUCAAAAUUAAUUAUAAAGCUAUUAAAAUCCCCAUUUUUAAAGAAAAAAAUAUUAGGUUUUAAAGUUUGCUUUGAAUAAAACAAUUGUAAAGUAAACAUUUGAACCUUAUUUCUUUUUGUUUGUACACGCAUUUUUUAAUAAUAAGGUAGAUCUCCUUUCAGAGAACUGUUGAGUGCUUUGCUGGGUACAAACAGAACAGCAGUGAAGACCAGAAGGUGCCUGUGGGAUGUGGGGACCCAACAGACAGGAGACAGAACAUCACAGACACGGUGGCUGGUGCCAUCUAAAAGGACAUAUGGAAGAACAACUCUGGGCAGUGUCCUAAGGACUUUUGAAUAAAAUCUGAAUAAAGCAUU